AUGAAGAUUUCAUCCUUCCUGUCCUUCUCGGGCGUUUUUGCCAUCGACUGGAUAGGGAUGCACGGAAAAGCUGUUGAAGAUGACUUGUGCGAUGGCUUGAGUGAUCCACUGCAAGAUCGCUUGUGUCGCAAAUUUUCGAAAAAUCACCAGACGAAAGGAUUUAUGGAAGCUAUCCACACAGCCACAAUCCAAACAACAAAUGCUUGUUCGUCAGCAAUGGCAAACAAACGCUGGAAUUGCGAAAGUCUCAAAUCUGCUCCCAAAUUCAAGCGAGACCUUCGAAAAGGCACCUCCGAAAGAGCCUACGUUCACGCCCUGUCCAGCGCCGCUGUCUCGAUCAACAUCGCCAAUCGUUGUGCCAGGGGCGACAUGGGAAUGUGCGGCUGCCGAUACCGACCGCAGGACGAGUACUUGGACCCUACGGUCUCGAAGCCAUGCGAGCACGACCUGAAAUGGGCGAACGAGUUUUCAAAACAGUGGACAGAUGCGCCCAUCCUUCGCUCCGACGCCAAGAAACGAUACCAGCGAAUGUUCACAGCUGACAAUAACGCUGGUCGAGAGGUAGCACUUCAAAGCAUGAAGACAGUUUGCAAGUGCCACGGCGUCUCCGGCAGCUGCACGGAGAAAACCUGCUGGAAAGUGUCACCCACGGUUGAACAGGUUGCGGAAUCUUUGAAGAAUCUUUACGAGAGCUCCGUCAGACUGCCAAAGCGACGACGAAACGACGAUUCUAACCGCGUCGAGCGAAGUUCAGUUCUGCAAAUGUACUAUGUCGACAAGUCAAAUGACUUCUGCGAGGCUGAUAGACGAUCUGGCUCUGCCGGAACAGCUGGAAGAACUUGUGAUCCGAACGCGUAUGGCGAGGGAUCUUGCGAUCAUCUCUGCUGUGGAAGAGGUCACAAAAAGGUCAUUGAGACGUCGAUCAACUACAAUUACAACUGUCGCUACGUUUGGUGCUGCAGGGUCGAGUGUGAUACGGUAGAAGAAACAACUAUAACGCAUGUAUGCAAAUAG
This is a messenger RNA of Oikopleura dioica, 1014 nucleotides long. The record is from the annotation of a GenBank genome assembly. Lineage: Eukaryota; Metazoa; Chordata; Appendicularia; Copelata; Oikopleuridae.